Messenger RNA from Mercenaria mercenaria, 2259 nucleotides. Its product is annotated as retinol dehydrogenase 7-like. The transcript has 4 exons. The coding region runs from base 74 to 1084 and encodes 336 amino acids. NCBI's taxonomy places the organism in Eukaryota, Metazoa, Mollusca, Bivalvia, Venerida, Veneridae. Gene Ontology annotation, molecular function: oxidoreductase activity. The record is from RefSeq and is a predicted model, not a curated record.
GCUACCUACCUGUUGUCUCGCUUACUAUCAUUAAUAAACAUUGGUAACAAACAGUUUCAAAAAAUAAAUAACAAUGUGGCUUUUUGCUGGAUUAAUGUUUGCUUUUGCAUCAAUAGUUAUAUUUUUGAUCAUUCUAACACACAUAUAUAUAUCUAAAGCAGAAAUUGAGUCUCUUGAUAAACGCUAUGUGUUCAUAACUGGUUGCGAUACAGGAUUUGGGAAUCUCUUGGCGCGUACCCUUGACGCAAAGGGUGUCAAGGUGAUUGCUGGCUGUCUAACAGAAAAAGGCUCCAAUGACCUGAAAGAAGUAACUUCAUCCAGACUAAAAACUGUUCUUAUUGAUGUAACCGACAAAAAGUCCAUCAAAGCUGCAUAUGAGUUUACUCUUGAACAUACUGGAAAUGAAGGAUUGUGGGGAUUGGUCAACAACGCAGGGAUAAUGCCGACAUUCGCUCCAGUCGAAUGGACACCAGUUGAAGAUUUUGAAGGGGCAUGCAAAGUAAACCUUUUUGGAACUAUUUCCGUCUCUUUGCAAUUUCUGCCUCUCUUGCGCCAGUCUCAAGGCAGGCUUGUAAACGUCAGUAGUGUGACGUCCACGUGCGCAUACCCGGGUAUUGCCAAUUACGUCAUCUCUAAAGCUGGCGUCAAGAUGUUUUCAACCUGUUUACGUCGUGAACUGCUUAAUACCGGCGUAACAGUCCAUUCAAUAGAACCAGGAGGUUUUAAGACGAACAUCACCGAGCAAGACCGUUUAAUAAAUAUCUUGAAGAAAGCUUAUCUGAGAGCGGAACCAGAGACAAGAGAAUUCUAUGGCGGUCAAAUUACAACCCGUAUAAUCAAUGGGAUGAAACUGUCAGCAAAGCAUGUGAGGGGUCAUCCGCAGACUGUAGCGGACGCAAUGACCCAUGCUCUUGUUGCUAAGCAACCAAAACUGCGUUAUCUUGUCGGGACGGACGCUCAUCUCUUCUUUAGGCUCCUGUCUUGGCUGCCGGAAUGGAUUGUAGAUCACAUAAUUGGAUGGCCUGCUCCGUAUGGCGAAGUAAGCCGAGACUUUGAAGAACUACAUGAUCUGAAAAACAAAUGAAAUCAUCGAUGUAAAAAUGCCAAAGAUAGGAGAAACAUAGCUGCACGGAACAGAUACAAGAUAUGCUGAGCGUGUUCAUCUAUUAGACGUAUCUACCAAAGUUUCCAUUUUUCAUUUUCAUUUAGUUUACUCAUUUAUUUGCAAGAGAAGUUUGUAAUUUUUAUUUCAUGACAGUAAACGUAACAUAAAUCAUGAAAUAAACUGUUUUACUAAUUUCCAGGAAAAUGUGUACAUGCAAGCUUUUUUCAAAACUCCUGUCUAUAUGUGUCAUAUAUAUGAUAACUGUUCGUUUUUAUUUGAUACGAGUUUUUGUGAUUCAUAUCCUUAUGUUUUUUUGUAUUGAAAAAUGAAAUAUUAAAGAAAAAGAUGGAUACGUUGGAUAUAGAUAUGUAUACGUGUUUAUUUAAAAAGAUGCAGACAGCCAAUGGUUUUCGUUUUUACCCGACAUAAUUGUGUGUCUACUUUUAUUUACAUCCUAAAAUUCUAUUCCCCACAAAUAUAGGUGUUGUUCAGCAACUGUUAUAAUGAAGUUAUUAUGACAUUUGAUGCAAAUGUGCAAAUGCCCUCAUUACCUCGUUUGUCUAUUCUCAAAUAAUCAAACAUUUUAUGAAAAAGAAAACGAACUUUCUUGUUUAAUUAUACGAUUAUACUUUUAUUCUGUGAAAAUAUGUAAUUUGAGUGAGUGAGUUGUUUAUGUUAUGAGUACAUAAUUGCUUUGAUUAUGUUAUGGGUACAUGAUUGCUUUGAUUAUAUAUGUCUAAAAUUAGGCCUAACUGAUGAGAAUUAUGACAGAAAAUACUGAAUAAUGAGGUGUGUCCACAUUAUUUUCGUGUGAAUUUCAUAAUGUAUAUUUCAUCAUGCAACAAAGCAAUGCAAUUUAUAUGCUUUAAGGUAGUGUAUCCGUAUUGAAAAUCGGCAAUUUCCGUGUGAUUACGUAUUCGUAAACGUUACUUUGGCAUUGUUCGAUCGUUACUGUGCCCCUUACGAGCACAUGGUUUCCGAUAACAACCGGAGAAUGCCGAAGUCUCAUACGGAGAAUACGUAUUCGGACAGAAGUUGCCGGUCAGUUUUUAAUCUCAAAUCCAUUGUCAAGGAUGUUUUGGUGUACAUUUUGAUGUUUAUUUAUUCAUGUUUAAAUUUUCACGGUGUAGUUACUUAGUAAAGGAUAAAACAAU